Hibiscus syriacus is the source of this 2953-nucleotide messenger RNA. RefSeq names its product GBF-interacting protein 1-like. The record is from RefSeq and is a predicted model, not a curated record. The transcript is spliced from 9 exons. Lineage: Eukaryota; Viridiplantae; Streptophyta; Magnoliopsida; Malvales; Malvaceae. The coding region runs from base 259 to 2829 and encodes 856 amino acids. Gene Ontology annotation, molecular function: protein binding.
CCGUCGGUGCCAGUCUCUGGUUAUUCUAAAGCCGUUCUCCGCUCAAAGCAAACCCUAGGUCUUCUAUUUGAAAGGGUUUUUAAUAGCAAUAAUAUAAAAAACUGUUAAAAGCAACGGAAAAUCGAAGAAACCCUCUUUAUAAUCUGGAUAGAAUUUGGAUUAUCGAACUGGGUUCUAUUUGUUAAAUAAGCUAGUAUUGUGGAAGCUGUGAAAGUCUUCUUUUUUUGGGGGGGGGGGGGAGUUUUCUGAAACAGAGAGAUGGUAAGUGGGCCAAGAACCGAAGGGCUCUCACCACGAGUGAGCAAGACAAUACAGUCAAUCAAGGAAAUAGUCGGUAAUCACUCUGAUGAUGACAUCUACGUUGCAUUGAAAGAGGCCAACAUGGAUCCUAAUGAAACUGCCCAAAAGUUGCUUCAUCAAGAUACAUUUCAUGUGGUAAGGAGAAAAAAAGAUAGGAAGAAAGAGAUCAUUGAGCACGAAGGUUCUAUGGAUCCUAAAAAAAAUUCUGAGAAUGUUGGUCAAAGGAUGAUAUUUCGUACAUAUCCGAAACGUGGUCCUCGAAGAGGAGGUUAUACUCGGGCUGCUUUGCCUGGCAAUGCAGGAGUCAACCGAGAGUUUCGUGUUGUGAGGGACAACAGAGUUAAUCAAAUUGCAAAUAAAGAUAUGAAACCUUCUUUGUCGCAAUGCUCAACUUCUUUAAAUGAGCAGGUGCCCAUUAGUGUUGCUGAUAAGGGUUCAACUGGAACUCCAAACAAUCAGAGAUCCUUUAGUUCUCAAAGGUCAUCUCAAACUUCUAGUGCACCAUCCAGUUCACAUGCCGGGCAUGUCCGAGAUGCAAAUUCUGGUGGUGUUUCUAGGAAAGAAAUAACAGAGCAAAAGCAAAUUUUUAAUCCUAAUGCUGCUUCGCGGUCGCAGGCAGUUAAGCCCAAUAACUUUCAAGCACAUUCAGGCACUCAGUCAUCGAGCAGCUCAGUUGUUGGGGUUUAUUCGUCAUCUACGGAUCCAGUUCAUGUGCCUUCUCCGGAUUCCAGAUCAUCUGGUGCUGUUGGAGCUAUCAAGCGUGAAGUUGGGGUUGUCGGUGUUCGCCGUCAUCCUCCUGAAGAUGACAGCAAAGAUUCAUCUGGAACAAAUACUCUUUCAAAUUCACUUGUAGGGAGGGACACUUCAUCAGAGGCAUUUCGACCUUUUCCUGCAAUUUCCAGAGCAGAUCGGGAGGUCCGGGAUACUCACCGUGGUGCAGCUGAAUCUUCCAUGUCUGGUAUUUCUGGCAGCAGGUCAUUUGUGAACAAUCCAUAUGGGGGCAGACAACAUCAACAGGUUUUAGUUCAUCAAAAGGCUAACCAUCAUAACAAAGAGUGGAAACCAAAAUCAAGCCAAAAGUCAAGUGUUAAUAAUCCCGGGGUUAUUGGAACACCUAAGAAAUCUAAUUCACCUCCAGCUGAUGAUGCCAAGUACUUGGAUUCUGAAACAGCUAAACUGCAAGAGAAGUUAUCUCAAUUUAACAUCUAUGAAAAUGAUAAUGUCAUCAUAGCCCAGCACAUCCGUGUCCCUGAGAAUGAUCACCACGGACUUACUUUUGGCAGCUUUGGUGUAGAAAACGAUUCUUCAAGGAAUUUAGUCCCUGGUUUUCAUGCCUCUGGUGUUGCAGGAGACUUAAACGUGGAAUCUGCUGCAAGUUUGCCUGUGUCUUCUCCCGGCACUUCCAGUGAUGACAAUGUUGGCAAGCCCAUUAACAUUUUAGAUGAUCAACUUGGAAAUUCUGGUUCUGACUCUCCAGCCUCUAGUACCGCAUCCGAGCAUCAAUUGUCUGAUAAGAAAGAUGCUCCAAUCCCCCAGAAUCUGGACAGUUACACCGAUAUUGGAAUGGUCCAAGAUAACAGUCAAUCCUAUGCUCCUUCGGAGGCACAACAGCAGCAAGAUCCUCCCGAAUUACCCGGUUUUUCGCAGGCAUAUGAUCCCCAAACUGGUUAUGAUUUGCCUUAUUUUAGACCUUCAAUAGAUGAAACUGCAACAGGACAAGGUCUACUAUCUCCUCGGGAGGCCUUAAGCCUGAACGCCGCCAACACCCCCGCAUCAACAACAAUACCAAUGAUGCAGCAGCAACAACCUCAAGUAGCGCAAAUGUAUCCUCAAGUUCAGAUGCCCCAUUUUGCUAAUCUUAUGCCAUAUCGUCAGUUUGUCUCCCCGAUUUAUCUGCCACAGAUGGCGAUGCCAGGUUAUUCCAGUAAUCCUGCUUUCCCGCAUCCGUCAAAUGGCAGCAGCUACUUGCUCAUGCCGGGGGGCAGUACUCAUAUUGGUGCAAACGGUGUCAAGUAUGGGAUUCAACAGUUUAAACCAGUUCCUGCAGGCAAUCCUACUGGGUUUGAAAAUUUUACCAGUCCGUCUGGGUAUGCAAUCAAUGCUCCUGGAGUAGUUGGGAGCGCAACAGGUCUUGAGGAUUCAUCUCGGACCAAAUAUAAAGAUGGAAAUAUCUAUGUUCAAAAUCAGCAGGCUGAUACUCCAGAUUUCUGGAUGCAGAACCCAAGGGAGCUACAAAACAUGCAAUCUGCCGCAUACUACAAUAUGCCACAAACACCUCAUGGUUAUAUGCCAUCUCCCACAGGCCAUGCUUCCUUUAAUGCUGCCGCUGCUGCACAAUCUUCUCACAUGCAAUUCUCUGGGUUGUACCUUCCUCCUCUACAACCUGCUGCAAUGGCGAACCCGCAUCAUCUAAACCCUGCAAUGGGCGCUAAUGUUGGUUUUGGCGUUGCUCCAGCUGCUCCCGGAGCUCAACUGGGUGCUUACCAACAGCCUCAACUGGGUCAUCUUAACUGGACAUCAAACUUCUGAAUGGUAUCAAGCUUAACCCUCUCUUGUAAGGGAGUAGUGAAGUAGCUUUAGAAAUGAUAUAAAAUAUCUUUGUGCAAUAACCCACAAUCUUGUUAAUUCAAUGCUUAAUGGUGUUUAAUCUCUU